UCAAAUCUCUGCGUGUAGUUUUGGACGCACGCAGACCGUAGUCGUGUGUCUGUUUCAGUCUGGAUAGCUUUUCGUUGUACUUUUCGUGGAUGUUUGCACAUAUUCUAUUUCAAAAUAUUUUCCUGGUUUAAUUGAGGUUGUUCAGCGUAUCGUGAAAAAGGAGGAUAUAACUGUGAAGGAUCAGAACUACAAGAUGCCUUUUUCGAGAGGAAAGAAGCCCACCACCAGUAAAAUCCCCAAACUUCACCCCAAAGGACUGGAGGACCAGGAUGGCCCUCAGACCAAGCGCUCAUCUUCUUCUCCCCAAGGGGCCCCUAAGAAAAGAACUGCUUUCGUGGACAUCACCAAUGCUGUCUCUCAGUGUUUUUUGGCCCCUCGGUUUGAUUCUGAUGAUGUCAGACCAGCACACAAGAUUGAGCUAAGCAACCCCAUCAAGAAGAAAGAUCCUGUCAAGAAACUGCAGAAGAAGGUCUCAGUACUUUCUAAGAAUGAUGUCAACUCAAAAUCUGUGAUCAAUUCAGAGGACAAGUUAGAUGAACUCAAGAAUGCGGAAUUCAAGAUUGAGAAACUGGAAGAACCUUCUUCCAAAGCUCCAAUUCCUCCACACCUACAGCCUCCAGAGAUUCCUCCUGAGUUUGACAUUGAUUCAGAGCACCUCAGUGACUCUACACAUACAGUGGAGUACGCUAAAGAUAUUUUUGACUACCUCAAGAGCAGAGAGGAAAAGUUUGUCUUACAUGACUACAUGGCCGAUCAGCCAAAUCUAAACAGUAAUAUGAGAGCGAUUCUGGUGGACUGGCUGGUGGAGGUCCAGGAGAAUUUUGAGCUGAAUCAUGAGACUCUGUACCUUGCUGUGAAAAUGACGGAUCAUUAUCUGGCUGUGAGCCAGGCCAAGCGGGAGUCUUUACAGCUCAUUGGUUCCACUGCCAUGCUCAUUGCUUCUAAGUUUGAGGAGCGAGCUCCACCUUGCCUGGAUGAUUUCCUGUAUAUUUGUGAUGAUGCCUACAAGCGUUCUCAGCUCAUCGCCAUGGAAAUCAGCAUCUUGCAGGCGCUGAACUUUGACAUCAAUAUUCCGGUUCCAUACCGCUUCCUCCGUCGCUACGCCAAGUGUGUGAAUGCAGGUAUGGACACACUGACUCUUGCACGCUUUAUUUGUGAGCUGAGUUUGCUGGAGAUGGAGUUUGUGCCCGUGAGAGCAUCUUUGCUCUCCUCUGCCUGUGUGCUCAUCGCUCUGGUUACUAAGGAUCUUGGAGGAUGGACAAAGUGUUUGGAGUUUCACUCUGGAUACAGUGUGGAGGAUCUGGCACCCGUGGUCAGAAAACUUCAUGAAAUGCUCAUCAGCCCGCCGGACAGUAAACUCGCCGUCGUCAGGAGCAAGUAUGCACACAAGGUUUUCUUUGAAGUUGCAUUGAUCCCCACAGUGAGUCUGGAAACGUUGGAAAGGUUUUUGAAAUAACCCGAAAGAAUAGGUGUAAUGUUUCGAACGUUGUAAAUAAUUAUAUUUAAUGUUAUAUUUUAAUAUUUUGAAAUAAAGUGUUUGUGUGUAAAUUUACAUGUAUAUGCAUGUUCUCCAUUGUACGUUUGGCUGUUCAGUUGUUUUUUACAAACCAUGUUAUUCUUGAGAAAAACACACAGCAGUGACCCUAUAAGUGUUUCAAAACUGAUAAAGUACAAACCGUUUCAAUGGUUCAAUAUAUUAGGUAAUUAGAUUUGUGUUAUUGAAUGUUGUUACUAAAAUGGCAUUUUAAUGCUUAAUCUUGUACAUAUCUAUAUAUACAUCUGUUUUUUGUCUUUGUUGUACCUCUUUGUAUAGUUCGCCAUGUCUGUAUGUUUUCUUAAUUAAAAAAAGUGUUUUGUUUUUUUAAACACUGGUUGAUUAAAAAAAAGUAUUGGAUAUUUGCCUGAUUCUUGCAUGUACUUUAUGUGAAAUAAAUGUAAUUAAAAGAUGUAAUAUCUCAGUUCAACCAGUAGGAGGCAGUGUGAACUCAGAU
This is a messenger RNA of Carassius auratus (goldfish), 1991 nucleotides long. Its product is annotated as G2/mitotic-specific cyclin-B3-like. Gene Ontology annotation, molecular function: cyclin-dependent protein serine/threonine kinase regulator activity. The coding region runs from base 194 to 1456 and encodes 420 amino acids. The transcript has 13 exons. The record is from RefSeq and is a predicted model, not a curated record. Gene Ontology annotation, biological process: mitotic cell cycle phase transition. Lineage: Eukaryota; Metazoa; Chordata; Actinopteri; Cypriniformes; Cyprinidae.